CACGAAAGAGCAAAGUCUGGGUGCCAUAAAGAGAUGAGCACAAGGUAUACUUCCUUGUUGCUGUCAUACAAGUUGGUUGGAAAACUUGCAAUUGGACGAUUCUUGAAAGCAGCAAGCAUGGAGAGAUAUUCCUAGAUGUCUGUAAUCUAAAAUAGUUCGUCCUAAUGGUGAUGUUAAAGAAGGGGGACCAUGUCUGGAUUGACACCAGAAAUGGGAUCCCUGUUGGAGCUCGUGUGAAGAUCUCAGAAAAAGGACAGUUGUUUUUGCUUGAUGACAAUGGGAAGGAGCACAGACUCCCAGGGGAGGAGAUGGCCAAGCUUAGGCUUAUGCACCCAACGUCGAUUGAAGGUGUGGAUGACAUGAUCAAACUGGGGGACCUCAGUGAAGCUGGCAUGCUUAGAAAUCUACUGGUACGCCACAAACAGGGCAUCAUUUAUACAUAUAUUGGCUCUGUACUGGUAGCGGUGAAUCCCUAUCAGGUGCUGCCUAUCUACACCACAGAUCAGGUCCACCUGUAUCACGGGCGUAAACUUGGCGAGUUGCCACCGCACAUAUUUGCCAUCGCUGACAAAUGUUACUUCAACAUGCGCCGCAAUCAGUGCAACCAGUGCUGCAUCAUUAGUGGAGAAUCUGGUGCAGGAAAGACAGAGAGCACUAAACUGGUGCUGCAGUUCCUGGCUGCUGUGAGUGGGCAGCAUUCCUGGAUUGAGCAGCAGAUCAUACAGGCCAAUCCCGUCCUGGAAGCCUUCGGAAAUGCAAAAACUAUUCGGAAUGAUAACUCCAGCCGCUUUGGGAAAUAUGUGGAGAUCUUCUUUAAUAAAGACGGGGCUAUAGAGGGGGCUCAUAUGGAGCAGUAUCUGCUGGAGAAGUCUCGCGUCUGCUAUCAGGCACCCCAGGAGAGGAAUUAUCAUAUUUUUUAUUGCAUGUUAUCUGGGAUGCCAGAUGAGCAAAAGAAACUUCUAUCUUUUGGUGAUGCAUCGGAGUUCAAGUACCUGACUGAGGGUGACCAUUUGAUUUGUGAUGGUCGGGACGAUGCUGAUGAGUUCAGACGGAUUCGAGCUGCUCUUAAGAUUCUCGCCUUCUCAGAAAAAGAUUGCUGGGAAAUCUUCAAGUUACUCGCUGCUAUUCUCCACAUGGGCAAUGUGGACUUUGAAGGCACUAUGAUGAAUAACAUGGACAGCUGUGACGUCCUGUCGUCCAGUCAUUUCUCUAUCACGGCGAAGUUAUUGGAGGUGGAUAAAGUUCAUCUUGAUAAGAGUCUUACCUAUCGCUCCUUAAUGACGAACAGAGAGAAAGUAUCAAAACCCCUGAGCCCAAAGCAGGCCACAGACACCCGAGAUGCUUUUGCCAAGGCCAUGUAUGGAAGGUUAUUUGUGUGGUUGUUCAAAAGAAUGAACAGUACCAUUCACAAACAACAGACCAACGAUGCCUUGAACAUUGGUCUGCUAGACAUUUUUGGCUUUGAGAAUUUCAAGAAAAACAGUUUUGAGCAGCUGUGCAUAAAUUAUGCCAAUGAGCAGCUGCAGCAGUUCUUCGUGAGCCACAUCUUUAAGCUGGAGCAGGAGGAAUGUAAAAACGAAGAGAUCUCGUGGAAGCGGAUUACUUUUAAAGACAACCAGAAGACUCUGAACCUGCUGGCUGUUGAACCUCUCAGCAUACUGGCGCUGAUUGACGAAGAGAGCCAUUUUCCCAAGGGUACUGAUGCCACUUUGUUAAAUAAAAUGAACCAUAUACACAACAACAAGAACAAACCUUUUAUCUCAGCCAAGAGCAACCACAGCUUGCAUUUUGGGAUUCAGCACUUUGCUGGGGCGGUUUACUAUGAAUGCGAAGGCUUUCUUGAGAAGAACAGAGAUGCGUUGAGCAUGGACCUCAUGGAUCUGAUUCAGAAGUCUUCAAACAAAUUGCUUCAACAGAUCUUUGCAUCCGAGCAGGCUAACAAACUCAACCAAAUCAUCAAGACUCCAGGAAACUCAUUACGAAUGGCAAAUGAUUCAAGGAGGCACAUAUCCACCCUGAGUAGUCAAUUCCGUCAGUCUCUGGACUCUUUGAUGAAGACUUUAUCUCUCUGUCAACCCUUCUUCAUACGAUGCUUCAAACCAAAUGACAACAAGUCCCUGGUUUUUGAUAGAGAGCUCUGCAUUCAGCAGCUUCGCUAUUCUGGGGUGGUGGAGACGAUUCGAAUACGUGAAGCAGGAUUUCCCAUCCGCCACUCCUUUGAAGAGUUUAUGCAGCGCUACCGCGUGUUGCUGAAAACCAUAGACUGUGACCCCAACACUGAGUCUGCAGCUCACUGCUGUGAAGCUAUCUGCAAGGCUAUGAUCAAAGAUAGAGAUGACUGGAAGAUUGGCAAAACCAAAGUGUUUCUCAAGGAUUAUCAUGACUCCUACCUGGAACUAGAAAGGGAACAAGAGCUUCAUAGAAAAGCGCUUAUAAUCCAAAGAGUGAUGCUUGCUCACAAGGACAGAGGGAAUUUUGUAAAGAAGAGGAGGGCAGCUCUAGUUCUGCAGAAGCAUUGGCGUGGCCACAAAGACAAGGAAUUAUUUUGUAAGAUCAAGCAGGGAUUUCUUCGGCUCCAGUCGAAAGUGCGCAGUCGGCAACUCCACAUGCAAUACAAGCGCAGCAGAGCUGCAGCCAUCAUCCUGCAGUCACAAGUACGCGGGUACCUGGCCAGGAAAGACCUGAAUAGUAAAAAAAAGGCAGUCAUACUACUACAGGCGCAGACCAGAGGAUUGCUGGCCAGAAAAAAACUCAAUAGAAUGAAGACAGAUGCAUACCUGACUGCUCGGGAAAGAGAAGAACAGGAAUUGGCAGCACGGGAGCUUCAGCAACGUCUUGAGGAGGUCCUCAGAAAAAACGAGGCUGCUACCAGAUCUCAGAGUGAGGGGGAUGAGGAAAUGGUGGAGAACAUCUUUGGCUUCCUGCCCAGCACUAUAGGAGGACAAGAGGGUCAGGCUCCUGAGGGUUUUGAAGAUUUUGAGGCAGAACCAAUGAAGUUAGAGAAUGCUGAAAUAAUAGAAAGCCCUGUGAUGGAGAUAAAGGAGGCCCCAUUCCAACCAGAUAUCAUUGAAGAGGAGGAAAUCGAUGACUACUCUUUCGCUAAAUUUGCAUCUAUGCAUUUUCAAGGAUCUUCUUUGCCGUCACAUAUCCAGCAGAGACUGCGGCAGCCACUGCUGCAUCAUGAGGAUGAGGGGGAUGCCCUGGCAUGUUUGACUGUUUGGUGGAUCAUACUGAGAUUUAUGGGAGAUCUUCCAGAGCCGAAGAAAGAACGUAUUUCUGCUACAGCGGACCCCAUCCAGAGGAACCUCGGUCAGAGACAAGCCCGGCGACUGAGUAGCAUUGUUGGAUUAGAUCAGAAUUUUUUGAGAAAAAAAAUGAAGCCGCAAAAGGGACUUGGCACUGGCAGGAGAAAACCAUCGGCCAUUCCUGAAGAAACGGCAGAAGAAGAACCAACAACUAAAGUGAUGCCUGUUCAUGAAGAAGAGGAUGUGCUGUUUGGAGAAGGACCAACCUUUGAUCGUCCAUUGACACCUUUAGAGAAAUUACACAUAAUUGUGGGAUAUGCAAUUGUUCGACAAGAUAUAAGAGAUGAAAUCUACUGUCAGAUCUGUAAACAGCUGACAGACAACAAAAGCCAGAAAAGUACAAACAGAGGCUGGGUUCUUCUGUCCAUCUGUCUUGGAAUUUUUCCACCUACUGACCGCCUCACUAUGUACCUGCGGAACUUUAUUCGUCACGGGCCAAGUGAAUAUUCCUCAAACUGUGCUGAGAGGCUGCGGAGGACUUUACUCAAUGGAGAAAGAAAGGAACCGCCAUGCUGGAUUGAACUGCAGGCUGUAGAGACCAAGAACCCCAUGAAGGUCAUUGUGGGUCUGAUGGAUGGCAGAAGCAUCAAUCUGCAGGUGGACUCGGCCUUCACCUCUAGAGAGGUGUGCGAUGCUAUCACCCAGAAAAACAACCUGAAGGACACAUACGGAUUCUCUUUAUAUGCUGCAAUCUAUGAGAAGAUGUGGUCUCUUGGCAGUGGAGGGCAGCACAUUUUGGAUGCUGUGUCCAUGUGUGAGCAGGAAGAAAGGAGACAAGGAAGAGAGGAACAACACGCUCCCUGGCGUCUCUACUUCCGCAAGGAGAUCUUCACUCCAUGGCACGACUGUUCAUUUGACCUCAUCAGCACAGAACUCAUCUACAGACAGAUAAUCCUGGGCCUCAAACAUGGAGACUAUCUUUCUGAAAAGGAGGAUGAUUAUGUGCAGCUCGCAGCCAAACAUUACUAUGUACAACAUGGCUCUGAAAGCAGCGUGGAAAACGCUCAGGAAGUCGUUCGUGAGUGUAUGAACAUGACUAUGAUUGAGAACAUGUCUACGGCCAAACUGGUGCAGAUGGUCCAAUCAGCGCACACACAAGGUUCUUACAUAAACUCUGAAACACCUGUCGAUGAUGUAAAAGCAGAGGUUGUCGAAUAUGCACGCCAGAAGUGGCCCAUCUAUUUCUCCAAGUUGUUUGAGACGUACAGAAUUGCUGGUCUUCCAUUGCUUCAAGACAAGUUUGUGAUAGUGGUGAACUGGAAAGGUGUUUCCUUUCAAGUUGGGAAGGAAGCAGCAUUUCUGGAGCUCUCAUACCCUGAGGUCUCAAGAAUCGAAAUGCAGAGCGAGGACAAGUCUGGUGGGAUUGUGUGUUUGACCACACCGAGGGGCGAGUAUGAGCUGAAGGUCGUGAAGGCAAAUGAAUUGGUGGAGCUUGUCAACCUGUUCAUCUCUGGUCUCAAGCUAAGAUCCCUGUAUGCGGUAGCAAUUCAGGACUUUACCAGACAAGAGGACCCCACAGUCCUGAACUUCAGAAAGGGUGAUUUACUUUAUAUCAUAAAGGAUGGAGAGUACGAUCCUGAGGAAGGCUGGAUCAAAGCCCGGAAUGAGAGGACAGUUCAAAUCGGAGCUGUUUCCUUAGAUACCAUUCAGAUUCUGCCAAUGCUGAAUAGACCCACUGAAGAAACACUGAAUUUGCUAAAUUUAAUCCAAGCGAGGAGGAAGUCAAUAGCGCCGAUCAUGCCGCAGACGGAGGUGCUCAGCGCUGAGAAAUUAACACUCGCCACACUGAAAGAGUUCUCCUCAGAAUUUUUCAGGCCAGCAGGUAAAGAAGGGGGACGUAGGGGAGGAGCCAAAGAGAAACUGUGGGCUCUUAGCAAAGAGCCGCUCAAACAGCCGCUGCUCAGAAGCCUGCAGGGCAAAUCAGAUCUCAGCCACCUCGCUUGUGACUGCUUUACCGCUAUCCUUAAAUAUAUGGGAGAUUAUCCAGUAAAACAAGUGCGAACACCCAUAGAUCUCACAAACCAGAUCUUUGGCCCAGCAACAGAGCACAUUGAACUGAGAGAUGAGAUAUACUGCCAAAUAAUGAAGCAGAUGACUAAUAACGGCAAUGGGUUGAGUAUGGAGAGGGGUUGGCAGCUGUUGUGGCUGUGCUGUGGUCUUUUCCCUCCAGAUCAAUCUUUACUGAAACACGUUCAGCGAUUCUUGGAGUCCAGACCCAGAGAGACACUGGCCCUUGCCUGUCUACAGAGAAUGCAAGCCAUGCUCAGUAUUGAAUGUAGGAAGUUCCCUCCUCACCAGGUAGAAGUGGAUGCCAUUCAGAAUAACAGCCCUCAGAUCUUCCAUAAAGUUCACUUUCCAAAUGAAUCAUUUGAAUUAUUUGAAGUGACCACAACCACAAGGAUCAAUGAAUUGUGUCGCCUCGUAUCUAAAAACCUCCGUCUCUCUUCAUCAGAUGGAUACAGUCUGUUUGUGAAAACAACCAAUAAGGUAGAAAGUUUGAAAUCUGACGAGUACUUUUUCGACAACCUCAGGCUACUCACAGACGUUGUCAAAAAAGCAAAGAAAGCCAAAGAAAGUACUGCAACUAUCGUGCCCUACCUGGUGAUCUUCAUGCGGAAACUGUGGUUUAAUGUGAUCCCGGGAAAAGAUCUAACAGCCGACCUAAACUUCCACUUUCCCCAGGAGUUGCCCAAGUAUUUGCGGGGGUACCACAGUAUGUCUAAAGAGGACACGAUCAGCCUGGCUGGGCUGCUGUUCCGUGCUCGGGCAGACACGGAUAGAUCUCAGUUCGUCAUGAUCCCUAAAAUGCUAAGGGAUCUUGUACCCGCUGAUCAACAGCAGAUGAUGACUGCUGAGGACUGGAAAAAGCACAUCAUCAAUGCAUACAACAAGCAGGCUGGUUUGACAGUAGAUGAAGCCAAAGUUCAGUUCCUGAAGGUGAUCUCACAGUGGCCCACCUUUGGAUGUGCUUUCUUCGAAGUGAAGCAAACGUCAGAGAAGAGUUAUCCAAAUGUUAUCAUGAUAUCAAUCAGCAAGCAAGGAGUCAGCCUCAUCGACCCCAAGACAAAGGAGGUGCUUGUAAUGCUUCCAUUCAGUAAGAUCACUUCCUGGUCUAGUGGAAAAACUUAUUUUCACAUGUCCAUUGGCAACCUGGUGCAGGGCAACACUUUACUCUGUGAGACCUCAAUGGGUCAUAGAAUAAGUGAUCUCCUGUCGUCAUAUAAGGACAUGUAUCUGAAUGAGAGGAAGAUGGUGCUCCCCAGAAAUCAGAAGUUCUUUUGAAUGUGCUUCUGCUUAGGAUAUCGUUUUGGCACUGAUCAUGAAGAACUCCUGUGUUGCCUCAUGAGAAGCAUGUUUGGCGUAAUCAUUCUUAUAUAAAUUUUUAUGGUGUAACUUAAAUAUAGUGAAUAUAGUUCAUACUUGGUACUGUGUAACAAAUUAACAAUUAAAAACUCUUUUCAUUCA
Messenger RNA from Triplophysa dalaica, 6770 nucleotides. It is a transcript of the gene myo7bb, whose product is annotated as myosin VIIBb. The transcript has 48 exons. Lineage: Eukaryota; Metazoa; Chordata; Actinopteri; Cypriniformes; Nemacheilidae. Gene Ontology annotation, cellular component: cytoskeleton; myosin complex. The record is from RefSeq and is a predicted model, not a curated record. Gene Ontology annotation, molecular function: protein binding; cytoskeletal motor activity; ATP binding. The coding region runs from base 165 to 6587 and encodes 2140 amino acids.